This is a messenger RNA of Drosophila eugracilis, 1774 nucleotides long. RefSeq names its product kalirin. The coding region runs from base 141 to 1673 and encodes 510 amino acids. Lineage: Eukaryota; Metazoa; Arthropoda; Insecta; Diptera; Drosophilidae. Gene Ontology annotation, biological process: axon guidance. Gene Ontology annotation, cellular component: cytoplasm. The transcript is spliced from 7 exons. Gene Ontology annotation, molecular function: guanyl-nucleotide exchange factor activity. The record is from RefSeq and is a predicted model, not a curated record.
CUUUGAUUCGCUGCGGAUCGGUUUCGGAAUAUUUUUUGCCAUAUUUAGUACAAGUUUUUGCCAUCGAUAUGCGUCGAAUUCGUUGGUGGUUGAGUCUAUAGAAAGCUGUGCAAGAAAAUAAAAUAACGAAAUCAACCAAUAUGGAGUUAACAAUGAUCACCUUAAAUUGGUUCGAUUUGAUUACGUCGGUGGUGACAUUUCUUGUGAUAUUUCUAGUGCAAGUGCUGAAUGUUUAUUUGAAAAUACUAGACGAUAAUCCCGAUAAUGGCAAGUCAAUCGAUGUGGUCGACAAAGCCGCCGUGAAAGAAUUUCCGAUACUGGAGUCUCAGUCAUCCAGUUCACCCGUUUCCACCACUCCUUCUUCACCGAAAACACCGAUAUCGGCCAACGGCAAGUUGGAAAAGCAAAUAUCUCUGCUGGACAAUGAUAGCGGCAUCUCAUUGAGCUCCAUCAACACCUGUUCAGCAAAUGCAACGAACUCAUCCCCAACAUACCGAACACACAAUGGCUUCCACUCUUUCCCUUCGCACACGCUCAGUUUCGAGACCCUGACCGAUGAGUAUCACGAGGAUGAGGAUACAUUGUCUUUGGAGAAUCUGUUUCCCUGCGAUCAAACCGAGAUCUAUGCCUCUAAGAAAAUAAGUUUCAUAAUAGAUGAGCUCAUUCAAACGGAGGUGAACUAUGUGAAUAACCUGAAGAAGGGAAUGGUGAACUAUGGAAAACUUAAGGAUGAAGAGGAUGUGCCAGAGGGUUUGAGUGGCGAAGAGAAACAGAAAUUGCUGCUGGGAAAUAUCGAAGAGAUUCUGGAACUUCAUGAAAAGGAAAUACUACCACUCAUGCUGCGAAAUCAGCGGGAUCUCAAAGGUCUAUUCGAUGAGUUUGCCGUACACUUCGAGAAAAAUCGCUUCUACUGCUAUGUUAGCUUCACCAUCGGCAAGAAAACGUCAAUGCAACUGCGUCAAGAUAAUCGAUUGUGGUUGCAGACGUAUCAAACCUCUAUAAAAGACAAGCUGGGCAUCGACAGCUUCCUAGUUCAGCCCAUUCAAAGACUGACCAGAUAUCCUUUGCUCCUGCAGCAAUUCAUAUCGGAAUUCUACAAAAGUGGAAUUAGUUGCAAGCCAGUGCUGACUGCCGUUUGCAAAUUGGAGACGCGAAUGCGGCGGGCUCUGGAUGUGGUCAAUCAGGCCGAGGAGAUACCCAACAUCGAGGAGCUAAACGAGUUGGACCUCCUACAGUUGGGUAACUUCCGCCGUUCAACGGAGUUCGAUGCCCAGCAUCUUCCCACCCGGAAGAAGUACCGCUCCAAGGUGUUCCUGUUCGAGCGGAGUCUCGUAUGCACGGAAGUGCGGAAGAAGAGGCUGGCCUACCGGCAGCACUACAACUGGGAGAAUGUUGAGCUGCAGAGGCCCUUGGAUUCUGCCUCAUCCAAUGCCAAUAAGACUAUCAACAUGCUGGUGAAACAGCAGGAAGGAGGUUCCAAUGGCAGUUCGAAACGAGAGGAGUACGCCUUCGUGGCUGCAGAGGCUGCGGUGGUGAAACAAUGGCUCUUGGCCACCCACAAGAUCAUUGAGAUCGCGCGGCAUGAACAUGCCAGAAGGAACACUUUUAGCCUGCCCAUGGAUCUGGUUCUUGGAGUCAUUUUGGCCAUCUGGCUGAUAUGGCAGUACUUGUAGAUAGUCCCCACCUCAACAGCACAUAAAAACCAUGUCCUAUUCCCCAUCCACUCACAACUCAAGAUCGUAGAUAUCUAAGAAUAAAGCUAAGUUAUUUCGUA